Arabis nemorensis is the source of this 252-nucleotide messenger RNA. Lineage: Eukaryota; Viridiplantae; Streptophyta; Magnoliopsida; Brassicales; Brassicaceae. The record is from the annotation of a GenBank genome assembly.
AUGACGAAAGUGAUGGUGGAUUGCACAAUGAGGAUGUUAGUUGAGUGGAGAAACCAGAGGAGUGUUGAUCAAAAGUGUUUUGUGCCAUUUCUCCCAGAGAAACUCAGAGAUGAGAUUUUUAAAGAAUGCGGUAAAGACAACACCCCAGAUUCGGACAUUUUCUCUAGACUCAAACUGAUAACAUUGGAGCUCAUGGAGUCGCUUCGCCCAGCAAUUUUUCCCCCGAGAAGCAUCAAAAGAUUUGAAGCUUGA